AUGCGAUCCAACACGCAUUACACAUUAAAGGGUGUAAUCAUGGAUAUAGUAGUUGGCAGCCCACACUCAGAAAACAAGCUCAAUGUAGACACAUGGAACGACUAUAUGGACAAAGUGACCAAAAAGGCGUUACCAUCUAACUACAAUUUUGAAAUCGCAAAGUCGGUUGCAAAAAUACAACAGAUACAAGCAACAACGGUGGCAUUACAGAUGCCAGAAGGACUUCUAGCUUGGGGAUGUGAAAUUGCAGAUAUACUCAAAUUCUUUUGUCAAUCACUAGAAGAGGUCAUCAUUAUGGCUGAUGUCACAUAUGGAGCAUGCUGUAUUGACGAUAUCACAGCACAGACCAUAGGAUGCGAUCUCAUCAUACAUUAUGGACACUCGUGUUUGAUACCGGUCACUGAUGUACUCGUACAGUGCCUAUAUGUAUUCGUGGAAAUAAGCUUCUCAGCAGACCACCUAGCAAACGUAGUCACACAGCUGUUCAAACCUCACGAUAAAAUAUUCGUUAUGGGCACCAUACAAUAUUCAAACGUACUACGAGAAGCUGCAGCAAAAAUUGAUCGAUCGGGAUACUUCAAAACCAAGGUCAUAGUACCACAGGUCACACCGCUACUGCCUGGAGAGGUUCUAGGAUGCACAUCACCAGUUUUGGAGAACUGGGAAUUUCAACGUAACCCGGAAACAGAUCAUCAAUCAAAGGACCAGGUUGGAAUUGAUACUGAAGAACACGAGAUCAUGUUAGACGGUGAAAGGAAAAUACUCUUUGUAGCUGAUGGAAGGUUCCACUUAGAGAGUGCCCUCAUACAUAACCCUGGAAUAAAAGCAUACAGGUUCGAUCCUUUCAAUAAAACAGUUACAGAAGAGUCGUAUGAUAUAUCGAUGCUACAUGCAACCAGACAGAGUGCCAUUCAAAGAGCAAGAGGUGCCAAAUCCGUUUGCUUGGUACUCAGCAUGCUAGGAAGGCAGGGGAACAUCAAUAUACUGAAAAGCAUUGUGAGGAUGUUGAAUAACGCCAAAAUCAACCAUCAUGUAAGGUUAUUAUCGGAAAUAACAAUCGACAAAUUGGAAAUGUUAGAUGUGGACGCAUAUGUUCAAGUAGGAUGUCCCAGACUGUCAAUCGACUGGGGAGCGGGGUUUGGGAAACCGAUACUCAACCCCUACGAGGCCUUUGUGGCGUUCAACAACGAAAGCUACAAAAGUGUAUAUCCCAUGGAUUACUACUCGAGAAAUGGAGGAGACUGGUCAAACUAUACGGCCAACCGUCUUGUAGCACCCUCUAUGGAUGCUAAAGAGGCCAUAUUACGAAGAUUACAACAACGUACCAAGGCAAAACAGCUGAUGUACUCAUCGUAG
Babesia sp. Xinjiang is the source of this 1356-nucleotide messenger RNA. RefSeq names its product Diphthamide biosynthesis protein 1. Gene Ontology annotation, molecular function: 2-(3-amino-3-carboxypropyl)histidine synthase activity. The record is from RefSeq and is a predicted model, not a curated record. The transcript is spliced from 2 exons. NCBI's taxonomy places the organism in Eukaryota, Apicomplexa, Aconoidasida, Piroplasmida, Babesiidae. The coding region runs from base 1 to 1356 and encodes 451 amino acids. Gene Ontology annotation, biological process: protein histidyl modification to diphthamide.